AUGUCCUUUGCAUUUGGGUUUGACAACGACGAUAUAGAUACUCCUAGUGUGCCAAAACAGGUCGAAACGAAUCCUCUAGAUGCCGUCGAUGGAUUUCAUGUUCCUGAAAUUGUCAGCUUUGAGGACAUUUUAACGUCUUUAAAGGACAUCAGGAUCACGUUCGACAACUAUAGGACCCCCAAAGGUAACAUUGUCUAUAGGAGAGAGCUUUUCGAUGUGAAACACCAGGUUAUGAGUGAAGAUGCUGCGAGCUCCAUGGGGAGCAUUUUAUUGGGAGACGAAAAAGACGUUGAUCUUAAACAAAAUGUAUAUGAGGGAGGUUUCAAGAGCUGGGAAUGUUCAUAUGACACAGUGGACCAUGUUUCUGUUACCAUGGAUCUACUGGUUCCUCAGAGCAUUCUCGAAUUGGGCUGUGGAACUGCCUUACCAACCUGUUUCAUUCUUCGCAAAUAUUUGGAGCAAAUAAGCUCGAAAAACGAUACCACAUUCAAGCCAAGCUGCUUUGUAUUGACAGACUUUAACUACGAUGUGCUACGUCUAGUUACAGUACCCAACUUGGUUAUUCAUUGGGCAUCUACAAUUCCACCGCAGCAGCUACAGAUGUUGUGUAGCGGCGAAGAUGGUCCUCCACUUCAAAACGACGAGAUAAUUAUCACUCAAAGAUUCAUUUCGGCAAUUCUUGCUGACUUUGCUACCAAGAAUAUUUCCAUCUCUCUUGUCUCUGGUGGCUGGAAUCGUUCCUUCCUAAACAUUGCAAUGUCAUUCGGCGUAAAAACAUUGAUCACCUCGGAAACCAUAUACUCCCCCCAGUCGCUCCCGCUAGUCGCCGAGCUAAUUUUAGAAUUAAUGGCGCCUACCGGUUCAAUUUGCAGCCGAGCCGUGGUUGCUGCAAAAUCGAUCUAUUUUGGGGUUGGAGGCUCAGUGACUGAGUUUGUAAACUACUUGGAAACCCGGAGACCACAGAACAUCGAGUUGCUGCGAAAAGAAGUCGGAGAGUCGCAAUUGAAACGAGUUAUCAUAGAUAUAUUAGCUCAAUAA
Messenger RNA from Meyerozyma guilliermondii ATCC 6260, 1038 nucleotides. RefSeq lists its product as uncharacterized. The record is from RefSeq and is a predicted model, not a curated record. The transcript has a single exon. Gene Ontology annotation, biological process: peptidyl-histidine methylation, to form tele-methylhistidine. The coding region runs from base 1 to 1038 and encodes 345 amino acids. Gene Ontology annotation, molecular function: protein-L-histidine N-tele-methyltransferase activity. NCBI's taxonomy places the organism in Eukaryota, Fungi, Ascomycota, Pichiomycetes, Serinales, Debaryomycetaceae.